This is a messenger RNA of Theileria orientalis strain Shintoku, 1566 nucleotides long. RefSeq lists its product as uncharacterized. NCBI's taxonomy places the organism in Eukaryota, Apicomplexa, Aconoidasida, Piroplasmida, Theileriidae. The record is from RefSeq and is a predicted model, not a curated record. The transcript is spliced from 3 exons. Bases 1 to 1566 code for a protein of 521 amino acids.
AUGAGUUCGUACUUCCGGGACAACUCUCUCGCUUCUUUACGGUGCGGUACAAAUAGGUUUGUGUUCGUUACUUCUGCCUUUUACGUUCACGACCUCAAAGUCAAAGGUACUCAAAGUACCGCCAUCACUUCCGAGGUUAAGAAAGAGUGUGACUAUGGAGAGGCUUGCACUUUCAUCCCUAAGCUUUUGCCUGGCUUAAAAAAGUCUUACAAGGACUCUUUCUUCUACAUAACUUUCAUGUGUUUCUUAGAAAAGGACGCCUGUCUCACUAUGGACUGUCCUCCUAACUCAAACUGUGUUAUUGAAGGCCCUUUGCCUCCGGUUUGUGUUUGUCAAGACGGAUACACCAUGAAAAAAGGCGUUUGCGUCCCUUACCAACCCAUAAGGAGUGUUAGAAUCAGUGAGCGUCCUCCCUGGUCAGGCUGGAAGCCCGGCAUCAGUGGCCAGCUGGGUCCUUUGGAGCUUCGUCACUCGGGUCCUCCUCAAGAUCUUCACCUUUUUAUCAGUCCCAAAGACCCUUGGGAAGCUUCACGGCGUAGGUUCACUCACUCGGACUCUACGACAGCUGUGUAUGGGUCUCGCCGGAGGAACAGUUUAUCUGAGACUGAUGACCGUCCUCAGGAUGAUACUAACGUUCAUACCAAAACCGACCUUGACUCUCUCCCUCCUGAGGAAGAACACUCAGAUCUAGACUCGGGUGCACAGGACCAUUCACUUCAAUCCGAGAAUGAAUCCGCACCUACUGAAGACAAAGAUGGUGGUAGUGAAACUGACUCUGUUUCUGAUGAGGACGAAGAUGAAGACGAAGACUCUUCUUCUGAUGACCAAGACUCUUCUUCUGAAGACGAGGACGAUCAGGACGAUCAAGGCUCUGAGAGUGCGGGUGAGCAGGACGAGCAGGUCCCUGCGAGUGAGAAUGGUUCAUCGGAUGAAACUGGUGCGGGCGGCGACCGCCAGGACGAUCAAAUUUCUGAGGCUGAGGAUAGCGAAAGCGGUGAGGACGAAGACGACGAAAAUGAGGAGGGCUCUGAGGCGGAGGCUCCUGAGGAUGUCCCCAAAGCAUCCGAGGACCCGGCGUCUCAGGGCGACGAUUCUCAGCAGAGUCCUGGGGACGAAACCCACUCCACUGGAGACCCUGAACUCUACCACAGCUCCGGUCAUCCCGGUGGCGACCCCGAGCCUGACGAGGAGCCAGAAGUUCAUCCGGAGGAUUUAGAAUCCGAUAAACUGGAGGAUUUAAAUGAGCCUGAGACUGGAGCUGUUAAGGAACAUCACAAUGACCCUGCACACGGGCCUGAAACUGCCGCCUCAUCCGAAGACGCUGGCGACGACGAGUACGAGGACGAACUCGAGGGAGCUCAGUACUUUUCUGACGGCGCAGAACCCGUUGUCUCGCAAAUGACCCAUGACGACACCACUAGUCACUCCAUUGCCACUCUCAGGACUGCUUGCAAGUUUACUGACGGGUACCUAGCUAUUUUUUCACGUACUUUCAGGCGCGUCAUCGUUUUCGACAAACUCUGCGACUACCGAUCCUGUAGCUACCGUUAUAAAGUAUGUUCAUAA